UGUUCAACACGUCAUGUCUUGAAAGUGAAAUAAGGAUACCUUCAAGUCUCAAAGAGAAAAGGAGAGAAGUGACCGCGCAUUGACUGCACAAGCCGAAUGAAUUUUUCCUAAUUUCUCAUGACAAUCUAAUCCAUGAUCUAAUUAAGAGAUAAUUUACAAACGACGUCAUCAAAUUGAUGAGAAUUUGAGACAAUAACAAUUUGCGACAGAACGAACAUGGAUGACGAAACGUUGAAUAGGCUAGCAGCAGAAGCUUUACUGGAAGAAGCCAGACUUGGUGCACGAAGAGCCGAAAUAAUGGGUCCCAGUGGAUGGGUGAAACCUAAAGAAACCGUUAACAAAAGAUUCCUCCAUUCAACAUUACGAAAUGCAGUAAUAUCAAACAAGCACCGAUCUCUGAAGCAAGAAAAAGUAAAAGUUCAACCACGUAAAGACACUGUUAAAAAGUCUUAAUGUAGUAUUGUUUUUCGCGUAUAUAUUUAUAUAUGUUUCUAGUAUACAUUUUUAACAAUUUCUCAUUUCUUGUUAAGAGAGAGGGGAAGAGAUGUGCAAAAGAUGUUUAAAUAUUGUUACUAAAGUAAACGACUGUAGUUGUUUUUAUUUAUUCUA
Messenger RNA from Mycetomoellerius zeteki, 609 nucleotides. RefSeq lists its product as uncharacterized. The transcript has 3 exons. Lineage: Eukaryota; Metazoa; Arthropoda; Insecta; Hymenoptera; Formicidae. The record is from RefSeq and is a predicted model, not a curated record. Bases 217 to 453 code for a protein of 78 amino acids.